Molecule: messenger RNA, 438 nt
Organism: Lathyrus sativus (Indian pea)
Lineage: Eukaryota; Viridiplantae; Streptophyta; Magnoliopsida; Fabales; Fabaceae
Source: the annotation of a GenBank genome assembly
AUGAACCGCCUCCUCUCCUUCCUCUUCCAUCAGGGAGUAUUGGAUGAACAAUUCUUGCAGCUCCAGCAACUACAAGAUGAGACAUCACCAAACUUUGUCUCCGAGGUUGUCAACAUAUAUUUUCACCAGUCCGAGAAGCUUCUUAGGAAUCUCAGAACUUUGCUGAUGGAGAGAGAGUUCAUGGAUUAUAAGAAAAUGGGAAUUGAUUUGAAUCAGUUCAUGGGUAGCAGUUCAAGCAUUGGUGCAAAAAAAGUCACUAAUGUUUGUGUUGCCUUUCGUGUCGCAACCGAACAGAACAACCGUGCCGGAUGCUUCCGGGCAUUGGAAAUGCUGGAACAUGAAUAUUGCUAUCUCAAGAACAAAUUGCACGAACUAUUCCAAAUUGAACAGCAACGUGCAUUAGCAGCUGGAGUGAGGUAUCCAGUACAGAAUGAAUAA